AAUGUUUCUUGUUCAAGUGUUUGCCAACAGAAGACGGGUGAAUUGAGUGACUCUGGGAAGUUGCAACAUGCCAAGUUACUUGCCGUGAUUUAUACUCUACGAUGGGGCUUCAAAUUUCCCAACAAUCAACGCUAUGCCGUGAAGGUAAAAGGUUGGUUAGAUGCCCCUUAGAAACUACAAAUACACUACACUAAUCUUGUUAGACUUAACAAAAUUUAUAGGUGAUCCAUUUCUCUCUCUCUUUCUCUCUCUCUAUAAUUACCAGCUUUCGAGUUUCGACACCACCAUCUCUGCAAAUACCUCUCGCUCUCUCUCUCUCUCCAUGGCUUCAGAAGGUGGAGAAAAAUCAGAAGUUGGGUGCAACCGAGUGCCUACAAAGCCAAAGGAUUGGACCAUUACAUUUCUGAGGCUGGUGGCAUUUUCGGCCACGGUGUCGGCGACAGUGGUAAUGGCACUUAACAAAGAAACCAAAACCCUGGUGGUUGCCACCGUUGGAAGCACACCAAUAAAAGCCACUCUCACAGCCAAAUUUCAACACACCCCAGCUUUUGUGUUCUUUGUGAUAGCGAAUGGCUUGGCCAGUCUCCAUAAUUUGAUGAUGCUAGUGGUGCAUUUCAUUGGACACAAGCUUGAUUUCAAGGGACUCCGCUUUGUGACAAUCAUCAUUUUAGACAUGAUGAUAGUGGGUUUAGUAUCGGGUGGGGCAAGUGCAGCAGCAUUCAUGGGUGAGGUGGGGAGAAAUGGUAAUUCACAUGCAAGAUGGAACAAGAUAUGUGAUAAGUUUGAUACCUUUUGCAACCAUGGUAGUGGGGCCCUUAUAGCUUCCUUCAUUGGUCUCCUACUUUUGAUGAUCAUCAGUAUGAUGUCCAUUAUCAAACUUCAUAACCAAAACUCCACCAACCAUUGUGUAGUCCCUUGAUGUACUGGAUCCAACCUCACAUAUCACUUCCUAUGUAUUGUGUGUACUUUGUGUGUGUGUAUUUUGUACUCUUUACGUUACAAUCUUCUGAUAAGCAAAGGACAUAAUUAUCCCUUAAAAUAGCGUAUGGGCUUUAUUUUUAUUAUUAUUGUUAUUGUUAUUGUGGAAUGUGAGUCUUUUAAAGGAUAAUUAUGUUAUUUUAUUUUUUUUAUAAAAGCAAGUGAAAUAUGAUAGUACAAAAUUGGAGUGGGAAUAUCAUUUCUUUAAAUAUAUUAAUAAUAAUAAUAAAUGUAAAGAAAAAAAAAAAAAAAAAAAUCUAAUUGGGCCAUUCUUCACAGAAUUGACAAGAGGCUUUUGAAUAAGAAAGGAAAUCCCAAAUGGACCCACUGAACAAAAAAAAGAAUAAAGAAAAAUAUCUCUAGUGAGAUCUUUUCCAAAUAAUUUAACAACUGUUGUAUUUUUUUUAGGCAACGUCAUUGAAUGAUAUUUUUAUCACAUGGGCCCUAAGCAA
Molecule: messenger RNA, 1430 nt
Organism: Cornus florida
Lineage: Eukaryota; Viridiplantae; Streptophyta; Magnoliopsida; Cornales; Cornaceae
Product: CASP-like protein 1B1
Exons: 3
Coding region: 161-919 (252 amino acids)
Source: RefSeq, a predicted model, not a curated record